Drosophila obscura is the source of this 288-nucleotide messenger RNA. RefSeq lists its product as uncharacterized. Lineage: Eukaryota; Metazoa; Arthropoda; Insecta; Diptera; Drosophilidae. The record is from RefSeq and is a predicted model, not a curated record.
AUGUUGCAUUUGCAAUCGCCUCCCACUGGCUUCUGUUUGGGAAGCUGGUACCGGGACGUUGCCACCUUUUGCAGCUGCUUCCAUGUGUUCAUGGCGCAAAUAAUCGCCGUCAUCAACAACAACACUGAACAGAGCAGAUCAGAGCAGACCAGGCCAGGCCGGGAUCCAGGACCCAGCAGGACCCAGGCAACCAGAAUGAUGCUGGGAGGGGCGGGUAAAGAUGAGUUGAGAGACGUUGACGCUGACGCCAUUAGCACCGAGUUUUGCAGCAUCAACGACAAACUUUAA